ACGUCGCGUGGUCUCUUCUGUUCUUCGUCAUCGCCGUUGAUUUCUUCGGAAGCUUGCUAUCUAGUAGUGUGUCGUUGACCAUCGUAGCGGCCGCUCUUUGCUGCCUCCGUUUGCGAGGUUUUCUUCUCUUUUCCUUUUCUUUUUCUCUAUCUCUUCUCUAUAUUUCUCCCUCCCUCCCUCUCUCUCUCUCUCUCUCUCUCUCUCUCUCUCUCUCUCGUGCGUUUUUCCUCGUCGAUAUCUUGUUUCUCCAAUUUCACGUUUGCUAUCGAAACUCAUGACUCUCUAGUGCCAUUGCGACUCGGAGAAUCUUGGUGAUCGAUCGAAUUGUCGAAAGGAGCAGAAGAAAGUCGUCAUGUGUUUAUCGAUGUUGCUGGUGAGAUCCGGCAGGCUCGGACAAUGCGGAAGGAGAUUUGCCUCGUCGUCGACGGGACUGAGAUUACCGGAUCAAACCGGCAAUCGAGUGGAGCUGCGAAGGGAGCUGCAAACCUCCGAGAGACCGCGACGAGCGACGACCUUCAACGAUCGCAGCCAGCUGAAGUAUGCUCGUCGAUUGGUCGUCAAACUCGGAAGCGCGGUGAUCACGAGAGAGGACGAGCACGGUCUGGCCCUUGGUCGUUUGGCCUCCAUCGUCGAGCAAGUGGCCGAGUGCCAGAACGAAGGUCGAGAAUGCAUCAUGGUGACUAGCGGAGCCGUUGCCUUCGGCAAGCAGAAACUCACGCAAGAGUUGCUCAUGUCUCUGUCGAUGCGAGAGACACUUAGCCCGGCGGACCAUACGCGCGAACACGCCGGAACGCUUUUGGAACCUAGAGCGGCAGCGGCCGUGGGUCAGUCCGGGCUCAUGUCUCUCUACGACGCCAUGUUUGCUCAAUACGGCGUGAAGCUGGCUCAGGUGUUGGUGACGAAGCCAGACUUUUACAACGAGGAGACCAGAAAGAAUCUGUUCAGCACGUUGAGCGAAUUGAUCAGUCUAAACAUAGUGCCGAUCAUCAAUACGAACGACGCGGUCUCGCCACCGCCUCACGUAGACGAGGAAGUCGCCGGCGGAGGCGGAAGAAGAGGAAUAUCCAUCAAGGACAACGACUCUUUGGCGGCGAUGUUGGCGGCAGAGGUUCAGGCCGAUCUGCUCAUUUUGAUGAGCGACGUCGACGGUAUUUACAAUCUUCCCCCGUGGCAGGACGGCGCUAAGAUGUUGCACACCUUCAGUUCGGACCUGAGAGGCACGAUAAAGUUCGGACAAAAGUCUAAAGUCGGUACAGGUGGUAUGGAUUCGAAAGUAAAUGCUGCCCUUUGGGCUCUGGACCGUGCGGUCUCGGUGGUUAUCUGCAACGGCACCCAGGAGAAGGCGAUCAAGAGCAUCAUGUCGGGUAGGAAGAUCGGCACGUUCUUCACGGAGACGACAGGCGCCUCGACGCCCGUCGAGGUCGUCGCUGAAAAUGCGCGCGUUGCCAGUAGAACGUUGCAAGCCCUUCGACCGGCCGAACGCGCUAGCUGCAUCAACGUUCUGGCGGACUUACUGGAGUCUCGGCAGAAAGAAAUCCUAGAGGCGAACGCUAAGGAUCUCGAGGCCGCGAGCAAGACCGGUCUUGCGAAAGCGUUGCUCUCGCGACUAUCCCUUACGUCGGCCAAACUGAAGUCUUUGAGCGCGGGUCUACGACAAAUAGCGGAGGACUCUUUGGAGAACGUUGGUCGUGUUUUGAGGAGAACCAAGUUGGCAGAAGGAUUGGAACUCAAACAGAUAACCGUGCCGAUCGGCGUCCUUCUCGUUAUAUUCGAAUCGAGGCCCGACAGUUUGCCGCAGGUAGCGGCCCUGGCAAUAUCCAGCGCGAACGGACUCCUCCUGAAGGGUGGAAAGGAAGCUACCAACAGUAACAAGUACCUGAUGGAACUGGUGAAGGAAGCGCUCGGCACGGUGGGCGCCUCCAACGCGAUAUCUCUCGUAUCGACGAGAGAGGACGUAAGCGACCUGUUGUCGAUGGAAAAACACAUCGAUCUGAUCAUACCACGCGGUAGCUCCGAUCUCGUACGUACCAUCCAAGAACAGUCGAAGCAUAUACCGGUGCUCGGUCACGCCGAGGGUAUCUGUCACGUUUACGUCGAUAAACAGGCCGAUCUAGGUAAGGCGCUCAAAAUCGUGAGAGACUCCAAGUGCGAUUAUCCGGCAGCUUGCAACGCCAUGGAAACUUUGCUGAUCCACGAGAGCCACAUGAACGGAUCCUUCUUUACGGACGUGUGUAACAUGUUGCAAAAGGAGGGCGUGAAGAUCUACUCGGGGCCAAAGUUGAGACAGUUAUUGACGUUCGGGCCGCCUGCCGCGAAGAGUAUGAGAACCGAGUACGGUUCUCUCGAGUGUACGAUCGAGGUAGUCUCCGACGUCGAAGACGCUAUAACUCACAUCUACAAGUACGGGAGCGCGCAUACGGACGUGAUCGUUACGGAGGACAACGAGAAAGCGGUGCACUUUCAAAGGGAGGUCGACAGCGCUUGCGUUUUCCACAACGCGAGCACCAGAUUCUCCGAUGGUUAUAGAUUUGGCCUUGGUGCGGAGGUCGGCAUUUCCACGGCUCGAAUUCACGCACGCGGCCCGGUAGGAGUAGACGGUCUCUUGACAACGAAGUGGAUUUUGCACGGAGACGGACACGCCGCGGCAGACUUCGCCGAAGGCGGUAACAAGAGUUGGUUGCAUCAACCCUUGCCUUUGAACGAGUGUCAAUGAAUCGAGGACGACGAAGUACGAGGCUCGAGCGGAAACGUCGUCGACUUUUUUCGAACGAUCCUUCGCAACGCGAUCGAUAGAAAAGAUCACUUUCUAUCGUCCGUUCGAUUUUCGUACUUCGUUCCUCGGCGGCUGCGAAGCAAGAGAAAAAGCUGAAAGAAGAAUUCAUAUCAGGGAAAGGCUGAGAUAAGGAUUUCUCGAGACCGAUCUCACGAGUCGACCGCAAGUUACGAUGCGACGAGGAAAACUAUAAUCUCCUUCUUUCUCUCCCCCCGCCCCCCUCUCUCUCUCUCUCUCUCUCUUGUAUAUAAUGUAAAUAAAAUUAUAGCUAAUUAAGCUAAUUAUUACAAAUAAAA
This is a messenger RNA of Vespula vulgaris, 3069 nucleotides long. It is a transcript of the gene P5CS, whose product is annotated as delta-1-pyrroline-5-carboxylate synthase. The record is from RefSeq and is a predicted model, not a curated record. Lineage: Eukaryota; Metazoa; Arthropoda; Insecta; Hymenoptera; Vespidae. Gene Ontology annotation, molecular function: glutamate 5-kinase activity; ATP binding; glutamate-5-semialdehyde dehydrogenase (NADP+) activity. Gene Ontology annotation, cellular component: cytoplasm; mitochondrion. The transcript is spliced from 6 exons. Bases 353 to 2713 code for a protein of 786 amino acids.